CCACUCCCUAUCGCGUUGGCCUUCAAUUAUCGUAGGGGGUAUUCGUGGAAGUUGCUAUAGGAAAUCUAUAGCUCUGGCGUUAAUUAGACAUUAUUUUCAUGAAAAUUUGAUUUGACCGAAACAUUUAACCACCUGACUCAAGGCGAGGAUAACAUUUCUCGACAGAUCAUUUAUGGAGUUAAGCACGUAUUAAGAUAAUAUGCGGAAGGUGCUAUAGGCUAGGAAUGCCGUAGCCGACUUGUAGGCCAACUGAAUUAUCGUCAAAUCGGGCUUAACUCCAGUUGGAGGCAUAAAAGAUGGUUGCAUUUGAAGAACAUUUCUGGGGAGAGAGAUACAAUGGUUUUGAUGUUUUGCAUGCAAACUUUAGACAGGGAAGCAAUGCUACAAAAGAAUUUCUUGAAUUUGUCAAAGAAAGAGUUGCAGUUGAAGAGGCUUACAUAAAAUCACUUCAAAAGGUGGCAAACAAAUGUCCAAGUGCAUUUGGCCACAUUGGGUCAUUUGAGCCAUGUUGGAAGUUUUUGCAAAGCAACACAGAAAAGCUUGCCAGUAUUCAUCAGCAAGUUGUACAAAACCUAAAUGAUGUCACAAAGGCAUUAAAGGAAUAUGGUGAAGUUCAAAAAGAAAAACAGAAACAGUUAAAAGAUGAGUUUACAAGCAUGACAGAACUUGUUCAGAGUAUCCAGGCUCUAAACAAUUCUGUAUCUAAGGCCAAAGAAGCAUAUCAAGCCCGAUGUGUGGAAACGGAAAAAAUGAGAAAAGAGUGUAACAGUAGCAAAGAGAUACCAGCUCUAGAAAAGGCCGAGAACAAACUAAAGAAAUCUUGUGAAGAAUACAAGAAUCUUAUCGAAAAGCGAGAAAGUACAAGGAAAGAUUUCGAAGCUAAAUUUACGGAAACAGGCAGGAAAUUUCAGUCAUUGGAAGAGGAACAUUUAACGGAAGUGCUUGCUUUUCUUGGAAAGUAUGGCAACUCUUUGACGACUGAAAGAGUAAUGCUGAACCAGAUAAUCGAAGAAUUCUCCAAAAAUAUGGACACAUUUCAAGUUUCAAGUUUGCUAGAGCAGUUUGUUUGUUCAAAAGAGACUGGCAAGGAAAAGCCAGCGGUAAUGGAGUUCGAAGAGGUUGCAUUGUCUGUUCCCCCAGUUGACACAGACGCCAUUACAAGUAAAGAGAACGAAAAGAGAAAGGCAAAGAAAGAAAGGAAGACUAAAAAGAAGAAAGAAAAGGCGAACGGGACAAUGCAAACACACGGAGAUCAAAAGAAAACUGAAGUGGGCGUCGAAGUCGACGAGGAUGGCUACAGUAUUCGCCCACCUGACCCAGACAAUGCCAGUUUGAAGUCUGGAAAGUCAAGAGACAGUUUUUCGUCAAAUUCUGGAUCGGAUACUGAUGACGAUGAGCCGCGUAAAAUUCAAGUGAAAAUUAAGCCGAAAGAAGAUACGCAAGCAAGCAACAUUUCCAUCGAUGCACUUAAAACCGUCAGUGCUGGCUUGACCUUGUCGUCACCUGGAACAGUGCACAAGAAAGUUCUUGGAGGUGCUGCACUUGACAUGAAAUCAAAGAAACUAUCGAGGUCGAACAACGCCCUUCUUGACCUUGAGCAAUCAAGUAAUUCGGACACUGCUAGCAUCAAAAGUCUGCCGUCAACAACGUCACUAGAUGCGUUUCAGCCUACGUUUUUUGGCAACAUGUCUGGUAGCGUAUCUGGCAAUACUUCUAAUGACAACAGUGCAAACGAUUUCAACAGCUUGUUCAAUUCCGGAAUAUUUGACUCGACGCCUUCCAUUAACUCUGAUUGGGCGAAUGACCUUGGAAUGUCCAAUGGCAAACCUAAGUCAACGUCAGAAGCACAACGUGAGGAUGACGACACGCCACCGCCACUCCCUACAAAGCAUCAUGUCUCGCAAGAGGAACCGAAGACCCUUCCAAGAAGUAGCCGGGUAGUUUCACCCACGAACGAAAUGACAAAGAGCCAAAGCGACAAUUCAAUAGAUAGACCAGUUCCUUUGCCAAGAGUUAAGACUGUAUCUGGAGGUCAUCAGUUCCCCUCUCUGGCACCCCCAGUGGCUAAUCGAAGAAAUACCUCGACGGGAAGAAUGCAGAACCGUCCUUUGCCGCCACCGCCAACGCAACAGGCUCAGCAGCCGCAAAGCUCACUGCUCGAUCUUAUGGAUAUUUUUUCCACACCUAUCAAUACACUGGCAAUCACCACAAAUCAAACCAACAACCAGAGCGAAACAAACUCUCUUGAAGACUCUUUAGGGACUUCAUCUCCAUCCUUACAAAGCACCGGAGUUGUUUCAUCAGUUAACACCACGGAAACGAACACCACUGCGUUUUCAAACAACGCGACGCGCGGUGAUCAGCAGGCUCCGUCCACUGCACAAACCAAUGCUGUUUCUCCAGAGAUAAAGCCACAGGCUAGUGUAAGCAACCGAACCACUCCAAUCGCAGUGGCAUUUAUAGAGAUCGUUCACGUCCACUUACCGGUGGCUGAAAAAGUGCAGCCAAUGGUGAAAAUCACUGGAAACAUCACGAUAUCGUUUUCUUCUUCAAUCAUCCCUUUGUUAGUUAAAAAUCCAAGUCCUUCGGUUCUCAAGUUCGAUGUUAAUGGAACUAAUUCGCUGGAACAGAUCUCCCCGGUUAAGGCACUCGUCGAAAAGGAAGGACAGCUGCCUGGUGGAGACACUCUCUGCUACAAAUUCAAUAUGGCAGCGCUGACUGAAUACUUGAAGCAACAAGCUGAGCAAAACCCUGCUCAGUAUUACAAUAUCGACAUAAUCAAGUACAAGGUACGAAGCGAUGGCAUGAAAACCGUCCCUUUACAACUUCGCUCAUAUUGGAGGUGCGAUGAAAAAAUGACGGAUCUUAAAAUAGACUAUGAGUAUAAUUCACUGUGUAUGAAACCCCCGUCGAGUUUAUCAAGUGUCUCUGUAAUUGCGCCUGUUGACGGAGGGGUCGAAAUCAUGCAUUCGAAACCGAGUGCUUCAUGGUCAGGGGAACAUCAGCGAGCUGUGUGGAAAAUUCCUAUUAUCUCGCAAAACUCGGAAAACAAAGGUUCUGGUUCGCUUCGAGCAAGAUUUGAAGUUUCAAGUGGGCCUAGCACUCCCAGCUCCAUAGCAGUUCAGUUUACGUCAGAAGGGUCGACAAUUAGCAAUAUGAGUUUUGAUCUAAAAUCUCCUGGUUACAAAUUGUCGCUUGUAAAGAAAAAGUUCACAAGUGGAAAAUAUGUGGCAGAACCAGUCACAAUUGCUGAUAAAUCAUGAAAUGACGCAAACAGAUGUGGAUUUAGUUGCAGUGUGGGGAUAUGGGAAGGUCUCUGAGGCUAUUGUGAUGGACAAUUUGUAUACCAAGGGAGUAAUGAGCGUGGUUAUUAAAGAUUGUAUGCAUCUUAAAUGAUCGAGGUAAAUUCUUUCGCGAAAUACGUACAUGACAUCGCUCGCAAUAGCUAUAUCUAGGUGUUGCGUGGUGAAAAAUGCUCAUGACGUCACUUUUUUAGGCUAGAAUUGCUCGUGACGUCACUGGCGUUUUUUUCCACGUGGAGCAACAUUGUACCAAAGCCUGAAGACCAUAGACGACAGAAACGUGGAUCUUUUGCAGUUGGUCCUUACUUAAAAAUUAGGAAAUUGUUUAAGCCAUGAAUUUUAAUCCUGUUUCUUUGUUUGGAAGCCAUAUUCACGUCUCCAAUUCAGAGUUGAAGUUGUGUUGCUUCUAUUGUAUUCGCGGUUUAAACAUCUGGCGUCGUCUAUGUAGAGCGUAGACAAAGUUUCAGAACAACUUUCUUCGUGAAUAGAACGACUAACACAAAGUAUUACUAUGAGCUUUGUUAAGAGCACCGGCAUUGUCAUUUUCUCCAUCCCUUUCUAAGCAUCUAAGUCAUUUGUUUUGAUGUAUGUAUGGUUAAGCAUAGUUGCAACAACCAUUAUCUUAGCAAACAGUCGACACAUAAUCUCAUCUGUUAAGUUAAAAAGCAAAAUAAAUGGCUCAAUAUACCGAUGCAGUUUCUAGUGUUGAGCUGGUAAGGUGUAUUGUCGGUGUUCCUAAUACUUUUCUGAACUCGUGGUCAACCGUCCUUCUUUAUCACUUGCCUGUAAAUUUUUAAUCGCCUGUAUAUUUUAUAUCAAUUAACAGACCUAGUCGGCAUCUGCUUCUAAAUUCUCCAAUCUUUUUCUGAACUAUCCAGUUUUUCAAGGUUCAUACCAUCAAAUUUCUCACAUUUAAUGUUUUGCCUUGAGCAUGAUGGUCUCAUUACGCCAAUGUAGAAUGUAAGGGCCAUGUCUGUUUCCCACAUUUUCUUAUGCUCUAACAAGUUAAAAUAUUGAGUCAACUUAAACUUAGGCCUAGAAUGAUUUAUCAACUUCAAUCCCGACAGCGCCCAACGCACACCCGUUCUAUGAACUUAUAAUACUUGAUGUAUAGUUUUUCUGUGAUUAUCCGCAAUUUGACGCCGUGCAUCAUGUUAGUGUUGUCAUUAAUUUUUUGAAAGGGAUUAAAGCUAUAAUUUUUAUAAUUCAUGUAUUUAAGCGCUGCUGCCAAUCUGUUCCAAAUCAUGCUUAACACAAAAGUUGCUCCGGACCUGUCUACGUAACUACCGCGUACUACUGUCUGUCUCAGAGGUUUUAUUACUAAAACAAAAACGCAUGUGGAAUUUCGAAAAGAACAAGCGUAGAAAAGAAAUAUUGCUGAGAUAUGUGGACAGAUAUUAAGUCACUGCUGGCAUGGAAAAUCUACACGGCUUUUCACUGCUUUUUUAGGAGUAAGAAAUUGCUUCACCAAUCUAUUACCGUGGAUUAGCGUUUCUAGGCUUCUGAGAAGAUCAGUGUUGACGGUUGUUCUUUUUCCUUGUUUAAGGUUUGAAAACUUCUUGAGUUUUUUGCUGUAGGCACCUACUUUUUCCUCAUCUUGGCUUCCACCUCUAAAAUGAUGUCUUUUGACAAAGAGUAAAUAUCGUUGUGCUACGACUGGCUUCCAUUAAUUGCCCUUUUACGUCGAAUUGAACGUCUUACAAUUUAUGUAUUAUUUUUAAUACAAACGUACACCAGUGCUCCCCAUAAGUUGAUCUGAAUGAGGAAAUGCCGCACGGGUCGGGACUUAUAACAAGAGGAAUCCCUCAUGUUCCUUUCAAUUUGAUAGCCCAGGCGAAGAAUAGCACAAAAUUGGCAUUGCUCAAAUUUAACAGUUGGCAUUUGAAUUCUUAACCUCUUGCAACCGUCUAAAGGACUGGACGGCUUUCAUCGUCCGAUGCCAGUUUAGACUAAUGAUCUUAUGCAGUUCUCCUGGAUUUCAGUAAUCAAAGUAGGUAGAAAUAUUUGGAAGAUUAUUUUGCAUUUUGUUUGAUAUAUAUGUACCACAUUAGUUGUUUGUUGAUAUAAAUCAUUAAGUGUAGAAUUUGUCAUUGCCUCAUCCAAUGCUUACUUCAGCUCGUGUAGUUAGGUUGUAUUAGCAAAUUUUUUAUUGAAUUUUCGUAAUUAUUGAAUUAAAAUGAUAUUUUCUCGUCAA
Rhopilema esculentum is the source of this 5496-nucleotide messenger RNA. Its product is annotated as F-BAR domain only protein 2. Lineage: Eukaryota; Metazoa; Cnidaria; Scyphozoa; Rhizostomeae; Rhizostomatidae. The record is from RefSeq and is a predicted model, not a curated record. Gene Ontology annotation, cellular component: clathrin-coated pit; plasma membrane; clathrin-coated vesicle. Gene Ontology annotation, biological process: clathrin coat assembly; neuron projection morphogenesis; clathrin-dependent endocytosis.